This is a messenger RNA of Harmonia axyridis, 3843 nucleotides long. RefSeq names its product tyrosine-protein kinase Btk29A (gene Btk29A). The transcript has 11 exons. Gene Ontology annotation, biological process: peptidyl-tyrosine autophosphorylation; intracellular signal transduction. Bases 304 to 2271 code for a protein of 655 amino acids. Gene Ontology annotation, molecular function: non-membrane spanning protein tyrosine kinase activity; ATP binding; protein binding. The record is from RefSeq and is a predicted model, not a curated record. Lineage: Eukaryota; Metazoa; Arthropoda; Insecta; Coleoptera; Coccinellidae.
ACUGUAAAUUUAUUUCUGUUUACUUCUUUUAAAAGUUCACCCGUGAAGAAAUUCUUAUGUUUAUUUUUUAGUAGAUCCUGUGUGUAUGUUUGACUGACAAGGUGAAAAUGUUCAAAAUAGCAAAAAAUAUAGAUAUUGCAAUACGAUUGUGACAUUCAUACUUGUGUUGUAAAAAUGAGGUUUUAAACCUAACCUAUCUUGUGAAGUUCUGAUAAACUUACCACAUACACAUUCAAGAAUUUGAAAAGUGAUAAGUAAUAACAGAUUUGUUGAUUGAUACCAGAUAUCAAAAUGUGAUAUAAAAUGGCCGGUCAAAAUGGUUCUAAGGAAAAAAUCAUUAAAGAAGGUUAUAUGAUCAAGAGAUCUCAAAAUAAAAAUUUUUACACACUAGUGAAUUACAAAAAAAGAUGGUUUGUUUUGACGAAGACCUAUCUCAUUUAUUAUGACAAUAAUGAGGCGAAAAGAAAAGAAAGAGGCCGUGUGGAGUUGCAACAAGUGCAUUCUAUCGAAGCAGCACUGGUGGUGGUGAACCCAGAGGAGAUUGGCUGCAAAGGGGAACUUUUUGCCUUUCAGAUAGGAUAUCAAUCGGAUAAUGACUACACCCUGUAUCUUUUGGCCUUCAAAGAUGAAGAUAGAGUAGAUUGGAUAUUGGCUUUGAGGCAAGCUUGUGUCAACAAUAAAAAUCUGAAACUCAGGUUCCAUUUUGGAAUUUGGAACGGGAAAAGAUGGAAUUGUUGCAGAACUAACUGCAGGGAUAGUAUAGGCUGUGAAAAUUCAACUUGGCGCUCCAGUCAAGAUUCUACUGACGAAACUAGAGAUAAGGAUAGUGAUAAGGAGAAUAAUCUUGCUAAAAGUACCCAGCCAAGUCCCAUAAUGCCGGGUGGUGCGACCCCUGGUACUCCAAAUUCCAAACAAAGGGAUAAAAUCCCCAUAAGGCCGAAGGUCGUAGUUGCUCUGUAUAAUUACAAGGCCAUCGAAAGUGGUGAUUUGUCACUGGAGAAAAACCAAGAAUACGAAGUGAUAGACGAUUCACAGGAGCACUGGUGGAGAGUCAAAGAUGCCAAAGGAAAUACUGGUUUUAUACCAAGCAACUAUGUGAAGGAGAAGGAAUUACUAGGUUUACAACAAUAUGAGUGGUAUGUCGGCGAUAUGUCUCGACAAAGGUCCGAGUCAUUACUCAAGCAGGAGGACAAAGAAGGCUGCUUUGUGGUCAGAAAUUCCUCAACCAAAGGACUUUACACUUUAUCACUAUACACCAAAAUACCUCACCCCCAUGUCAAGCAUUACCACAUCAAGCAGAAUUCCAGAGGCGAGUUCUUCUUAUCGGAAAAACAUUGUUGCAACAGUAUAGCGGACCUGAUCAACUACCACAAGCACAACAGCGGAGGACUAGCAUCUAGGCUGAAGACAAGCCCGUGCGACAGACCUGCACCUGCCACAGCUGGAUUGAGUCAUGAUAAAUGGGAAAUAGAUCAUAACGAACUGAUGCUCCUUGAGGAACUGGGCUCUGGACAGUUUGGAGUCGUGAGGAGGGGGAAAUGGAGAGGUUCGAUAGAUGUCGCUGUGAAAAUGAUGAAAGAGGGUACGAUGUCCGAGGAUGAUUUCAUCGAGGAAGCUAAAGUAAUGACAAAAUUACAACAUACAAACCUGGUGCAACUCUAUGGCGUUUGUAGUAAAAGCAGACCAAUAUUUAUUGUAACCGAAUAUAUGAGGUACGGUUCCUUACUCAAUCAUUUGAGGCGACAUGAAUCUAGUCUAUCGAAUAAUCAAGGUUUACUCCUGGAUAUGUGUAUACAAAUUUGCAAGGGCAUGUCUUACCUGGAAAGGCACAACUACAUCCACAGGGAUCUGGCCGCUCGAAACUGCCUGGUGGGCACUGAAAACAUCGUCAAAGUUGCUGAUUUUGGCCUGGCCCGAUACGUCCUGGACGAUCAGUACACCUCAUCAGGCGGCUCGAAGUUCCCCAUCAAAUGGGCUCCUCCAGAGGUGCUGAAUUUCACCAGAUUCUCGUCUAAGUCCGACGUGUGGGCCUACGGAGUUCUGAUGUGGGAAGUGUUCACCUGCGGCAAGAUGCCCUACGGCAGGCUCAAGAACACGGAAGUGGUGGAGAGAGUACAGAAGGGGCUGAUACUGGAGAAGCCGAAGGCUUGUUAUAAGGAAGUUUACGAUAUCAUGAGGAUGUGUUGGAGUCAUCUUCCCGAGAACAGGCCCUCAUUCCGUGUUCUGAAAGAACAAAUGCUGAUGAUCUCCCAGAAUAUAAUAGUCGAUUGACUGACUCAGAUCAUAUGCGACACCCUCAUCUACAAAUCCUCAGGUGGAGCACCUUCGUCGUCCAACCAGACGUUAGCUUCCUCUUCCGACCCUUGCUACAACUAUGAGCACACUUUGGUUGAACUGUGCAAUACAUUGAAAAGAGUUGUUCCCAAAAACAAACGCCUUCAAGAAACAGGCUCCAAGAAAUAUACAAAAUGAAGGAAUAAUGUGUGUUCAGAGUGUUUUACAGGGUGAUCCUCUAUGUAUAUAUGAAUUUUAUAUAUGUAUACAGUCUUGAAUUUUUUACAAAUGUAUAUUUCUAUGAAUUUGAGUUCCCCUGCAAACCCCUACAAAAAUGCCUCGUCAUAGUUGAAAUUUUCUAUCUGAUGUAAAACAUUCUUAUAAAUAUUGUGACAAGAAAAUUUCACCAAUGCAAGUUGUAUUAGUUUCUUCAGAAAUAAGUGAUAAUUAAUGUGUUUAUCUCAACAUAUAUGAAAAUGUGAGUAUUCAAAAUAUUUUGUGAUUUUUUUAUAUCUUUAUAUUAAGUCUUUUUUCUUAUCGCGCAUUUCAUAUUAUCUCAAACAGAUGCAUUUGAAACAUUCCUUUUCUGUCCUCUUUCAAUCAGAAAUUUCUAAAACAUUCCAUUCAAUUGGUUGAUAUUGGUGCCUCAUCAAUAUCAAGUGGUUUUGUGGUUUCUUGAUAUGUACUGAAUCUAAAAGAUCAGUUUUGGGACUAGUCAACAAUGGUGGUAUUGAUUAUAGUUUUUUAUUCAUAACUGCAUCAACUAAUUAUAAAAUAAGGGAUGAUUCAAAAUUAGUAUAAAUCCAAAUUCGAUAUAGUUUAGUAUAAAAUGUGAAAUCAGUUGUAAUGAAAAUAUUCGUGACAAUAUAUAGAGUAAGCAUAAAAUAUUUUCGAAACAAAAUUAAAAAAUUAGAUAUCUUUUUCUGCUUCUGGGAUAGAAUAAUGUUUUUCGAGCAGUUCUGAGCAAGAUUUUUUAUUGACAGUGUUAUUUUCAUCUAAAUAUUUUGAUAGUUCAGAUGAACAAGUGAAAAAAAAAUAUGGAAAAUGUGAACUGUUCAUACCACUGCCAAAUUUUAUUCUUUUAUGGUAAAAUUGAAAAUUUGUGUAAGAUAAUCAGCGUUUUCAUCGAGGCAGAAAGUAUUGUGAUGAUCAAACAAGAAAAUUUAAUUUUAUUAAUGUUAACUGUGUUCAACAAGUUAACGAUGUCAAGUAUGUGCAAGAAUUAGACAUUUGGGAGAUAUCCAAAUUUAAGUGUAUAAAAGCAAAUUUUUCUAAAUGAAAUAUUUUGUGCUAAUUUAAUUGAAAUUCCUGUCUGUAUAUAUAUAAUAUAGUGUAAAUUGACUGUUUAGCUGAAUAUAAUUCGAAUACUAUGUAUAUUAUGUCUAUGAUAUUAAAGAAUUGAUAGAAUAAUUGUUAUAUAAAGCAGUAUGAAUCCUGUAAGUAUACCUUACAUUAGAUCUAUAUACAACAAAUUAUUUUGUAUUUCUUUAGUAGUUGGUAAUAUUGAAUGAAAACAUUUGUUCACUCAGUACUUAUGUUGACAUGAAUAAUAUAUGACAAUGUUUUUUA